UUCUGUUUUUGAAGUGAGCCUUGCUGAUCUGCAGAAUGAUGAAGCUGCAUUUAGAAAAUUCAAGCUAAUUACUGAAGAUGUUCAGGGCAAAAAAUUGCCUGACUGAUUUCCAUGGCAUGGAUCUUACCUGUGAGAAAAUGUGCUCCAUGAUCAAAAAAUGGCAGACCAUGGUUGAAGCUCACAUUGGUGUCAAGACUACCCAUGGUUAUUUGCUUCGUCUAUUCUGUGUGGGUUUUACUAAAAAAUGUAACAGUCAGAUUCGGAAGACCUCUUAUGCCCAGCACCAACAGGUCUGCCAAAUCCGGAAGAAGAUGAUGGAAACCAUGACCCAAGAGGUGAAGACAAAUGACUUGAAAGAAGUGGUCAAUAAAUUGAUUCCAGACAGCAUUGGAAAAGACAUAGAAAAGGCUUGCCAGUCUACUUAUCUGCUCUAUGAUGUCUUUGUUAGGAAAGUAAAAAUGCUGAAGAAGCCCAAGUUUGAAUUGGGAAAACUCAUGGAGUGUCACAUGGUGAAGGUAGUAGUUCUGGAAAAGCUUCUGUGGAUGAGACAGGUGCUAAAGUCGAACGAGCUGGUGGAUAUGAGCCAGUAGUACAAGAAUCUGUUUAAAAUUUACACUUUUAAUGAUGACAAAUAAAAGAUCUUAUUCGUGAAAAAAAGCAUUACUUUGCUAAAUGUUAACAUUUAAAAAGUAUAUCUAGACCAUUAAUAAUGAAUCAUACUAAUACCCUAAAAACACUUGUAGAAAAGAUUGAGAAGUCCCUUUGAAUCAACAAACAGUAUAU
Molecule: messenger RNA, 783 nt
Organism: Aethalodelphis obliquidens (Pacific white-sided dolphin)
Lineage: Eukaryota; Metazoa; Chordata; Mammalia; Artiodactyla; Delphinidae
Product: 40S ribosomal protein S3a-like
Exons: 1
Coding region: 78-590 (170 amino acids)
Biological process (GO): translation
Cellular component (GO): ribosome
Molecular function (GO): structural constituent of ribosome
Source: RefSeq, a predicted model, not a curated record